AGCAUUAUGAUGUUUCUGAAGAACAAAUGGGGAAUUUAUGGAAGUGGUAUGUGUGGGUGAUAACAGUUUACUUUUAAAAUGUUAAUUAUCUUUGCUUCUACCACCUUGUGAUAUUGCAUGCUAAUAGACAAACGUGAGUGCAUUCCAUCUAACUCAGAGUUGAAAAUCAUCUUAGCAGCAGAUAACUGACAAGCUAUUCCUGACAAGCAUUCCUGAGUAAAUUGUGGUAUUCUAAAUGCCUGCCACAGAAAUUGUCUUGCCUGUCAACACAUGUUAGCACAAAUGAAAGUUUAUUCAGUUGUAUUGUCCUCCCCAGCCACAGAGAUUUUCAGUUUCUUGCUGGCAAACAAAAAUUUCAUUCUAUACAAGUGAAAAACCAAUUGACUUUUGUAAAUGGACACAAGCUUUCUUUUUUUUUCCCAGGUGGAUCCAUUUCACACCUUAUAUGGUAUUGCUGGACUAUCUUUAUUAGGAGAAGAACAAAUUAAGGCCGUUAAUCCUGUCUUUUGUAUGCCAAAAGACAUCCUUCAAAGAAUAAACGUGCAGCCUGAGCUUGUAAGCUAAGCCUUGUAGAGACAAAAGGUUUAUAUGACCAAUUGCUUUGUUUUACUUAUCUCAUCUGUGAAACCGUCAGCAUAUUCUUCUUUUGGAUGUGUUUACAUUUUGGAACUGAAGCAAUAGCUUUGCUGUGGACUUUGUCACUUUAUAAAUUGUAUCAGAACAGGCUGGUUCUCAUAAUCUGAGUGUAACAUGUUCUUUGGUUGUAUUCUAAGAUGUGUAGAAACAUUUAAAUUCUGUAUCUAAAUGUAUGGGCCUUGGCUUUUUUUUUUUUUUUUUUUUUUAAUAUAAUAUUCAAAUCAAAGCUUGACUAUGUGAAUGCUUAGCUUUUCUAUCCCUUGAAUAUCAACCAUGCUGGUACUGGUCUUCAUACAGGCCUCUUUCGAUGGUGGAUCAUCCACUUGAAAAAAGACCCAAACCAAAAUAACAACAACAAACCCAAACAAACAAACAAAAAACACAGUAAGAUCCUACCUAAGCCAUGCACUUAAUACCACACACUUAUGUAUUUAAUUUUUCCUGUUCAUGUUUUUUUCCAUGUUCAUGCAUCAGUUUUCUGUACUGAGAAACAGCUGCUUCUUCUCACAGUAAUUGAUACCAGUGAAGCCAUGCUUAUGGUUCUUUUUAAUAUAUCUAAAUGUCUUCAUUUAUUGAUGAGUCCCUUAGACAAAAUUCCACCGAUGCUUGAAAUACAGCAUACCUUGAAUAUGUUCAGUGAAUCUUGCUAACAUUAAACAUUCUAGAGAAAGUCUCGUUGGACAGUGACUCGUAAUUGAACAUAGAGUUGAUUCUACAUUUGUUGCUGGGCUGAAAUCCUGCUUCUGUAGCUUUUAAGACACUAAUUGUCAAUACUUGAUUAUGGUGUAAUUGAAAAUAAAACUAUCUGUGGAAAAUACUUGUUCUCUGAAGGGUGAAAUCCUCUUUGUCUUCAUAGAAGUGCUAAAAUUGCCUCAAUUUACAUUCCACACAUCCUAGCUGAGACUGAAUGAUAUUCCACUUGUAACAUACAGUAAAAGGUAAUUAUGAAGGGGAAGAAGUCUUGGUUAAUCUCUGUACUUAUGCUUAAGUAAGGCCUAAAGUUGUUUCACCUGAACUUCACUCAGCAGAGAUAGCCACCCAAGAUUUGGCCUGCACAGAUGUGUUGUCAUUUGACAUAUAAACCCAAACUCACUGAAUAGAAAAUACUGGUUUAGGCUACAAUAUUGGGAAUUAAUUUGAUAAUAGUAAAGAAUACUCUAUCCAUGACCAGCUUUUGAACCAACUUCAGUCACAGUAACAAAGUGCCUUUUAGCACUUCAGACGUAAAGGCAGUACAGCAGAACAGCCCGAGGUCUGGUUUGGCUGGAGAGUGCCUUAGUCACGGCGGUCAAGCGAAUGGUUGAGCUUUUUCUCCUCUUAAGGGUGUGUUCUGCAGGAAAAGAAUGCCUCAAGCGGGAGAGCACUCUAAAGCUAUACAUUUCCUAACACCUCAAAGGACCAAGAACCAGCCUUAAAAUGGUCUAUUCCUUCUUCCAAGUUUCAUAUCCCCCCCUCACACCUCCACCACCAUUCUGAAAAGCAUAGUCUCUUUCUGCUUCUAGCAGCUCUGAAAUCCCACAUCACUGUUGCACCACAACUACAGACCUUGAAUCAACUUCCUCCUACCAAAAUAUUGACCCUUAAUUUAUCAGAAGUCUGACAGAUCUCAAAUCUGACAGGGUACGCUCUGCCCGGCGUAGCCUUGCCAGCAUCUCCCGAAUCCAAAUUCCAGGUCAAGGAAGGCACCUUUCAUUGUCCCAAGACACGUACCCAAAUUCCAUUCGCUGCAUCUCAUGCAGAAUUUUCAAAGACAAAAAUCAAACCCACAGCAUAACCUAAAACUUUUGAGAGAACCUUCCUUCAGAAUAACUAGAGUGAUCUGGGUCCCGUGCAGUGGUAACCGUUCAGAAAUAGCUCAGCAUUUGAAUUACACUGAUGGAGGUGAGACGAAUGGCACGGCAGGCCGUGUGGAGUAGGCAAAUGCUUAUGGGCGUAGUGGACAUCUCGUCUCUUUGUUUUUUUGGGUGCCACAGGAGAUGCUGUGCAACCGGUGAGCGGAGUAUCAUCCACUGCUGAGUACAGCGUGCUUCUGGAAGAGGUCAGGGUUGGCUGGCAUGACCUCCAGCCCUGUGUUUUUGCAAAGGGUGAAGAGGCAUCUAUCUGCCGAUGGUAGCAGCGUCCCAGUUAAAUUGAUGUUGACCUUCGUGAGGAUGGAUUCUGAUGCGCAGCCCUCUGAAAGCAAAGUCGAAGAGCCAGUGGUCUGAGGGGGUAAGGUGGAGAGACUGCAGAGCGGAAUGGACGAGGUGCUUAAAUCAGUGCAGCGGUGAGGGGUGUUUAGGAUCGGUCAUGUUGUGGUGCUGAGAGCAGGCGUAGGAUUCGUUCCACAUGAGGUGAGCAUGUGCUGGGCACGGCAGUUCCCGCCUGUGUCCGGCCUCGCCCGACGGUAUCUUUCCCGAUCCAGAGUUGUUUUUUCUGCCUAUGGUAGUCUCGCAUAUUACGGUCACGUCGUGUUACGUGUAGCCGGUGUGUGCUCGGGGUGGAGCUGCACAAGCUCAUACCACUCCCAGUACUGCGGCCCCGCUGGGCCCCGUCACACCGCGCCUCACGCCACUAGGGGCCGGCUCAGCCGUGCCAGCCGGCCGCCCGCUGCCCUGGGUCGAGGGUCCCGCGCCACCCCUGCUCGGCCCCGCCCGCGCGGCAGCUCUCGGGCCGGGUCGGGGCCCCGCUGCGAGGCGGGGGCGCGGCCGGGGCGGUUCUGCGGGCCGGGGCGGGGCGCUCCGGCUGCCGCCUGUCCGUGGCGGAAGUGGCCCUUGGGCGCUGGAGCGCUUCCGGGGCAGCGCCAUCACCGUCACCCUCACCGUCGCCGUCGUGAUUACCAUCAUCAUGACAACGCUCCGUGCCUUCACCUGCGACGACCUCUUCCGAUUCAACAACAUCAAUCUGGACCCGCUGACCGAAACCUACGGGAUUCCCUUCUACUUGCAGUACCUCGCCCAUUGGCCCGAGUAUUUCAUCGUCGCCGAGGCGCCCGGCGGGGAGCUGAUGGGUUACAUCAUGGGCAAAGCUGAAGGCUCUGUGGCUAGGGAAGAAUGGCAUGGACAUGUUACUGCUCUCUCUGUUGCACCAGAAUUUCGACGGCUGGGUUUGGCUGCUAAAUUGAUGGAGCUCCUGGAAGAAAUUUCAGAAAAAAAGGGUGGAUUUUUUGUCGAUCUCUUUGUGAGAGUAUCAAAUCAGGUUGCUGUAAAUAUGUAUAAGCAACUAGGCUACAGUGUGUACCGGACAGUCUUAGAGUACUACUCAGCUAGCAGUGGGGAGCCAGAUGAAGAUGCUUACGAUAUGAGAAAAGCUCUUUCCAGAGAUACAGAGAAGAAAUCGGUUAUACCUCUGCCUCAUCCUGUGAGGCCAGAAGACAUCGAGUAACUUAAGCUGUGGUUCUCAUGCAAUUUACUGAGUGUCAGGUUCCAUCUCCUCUAACCCCCAGCAACUUACGGAUAAGUUUUAGACCAAAUGUUUUUCCCCAAACUCCCUUUUCCUAAUACUAAAAAGCAACAUUUAGAAGCUGACUAACUGCUUCUCUUGGUAAUGGCUGUAUACUGCCACACUUUAUUAUUUUUUCUUUCACAUAUUGGAGAUUUGGAGACUAUUAAAAUGGUAUUACCCCCUG
Molecule: messenger RNA, 4240 nt
Organism: Poecile atricapillus (Black-capped chickadee)
Lineage: Eukaryota; Metazoa; Chordata; Aves; Passeriformes; Paridae
Gene: NAA20
Product: N-alpha-acetyltransferase 20, NatB catalytic subunit
Exons: 6
Coding region: 3460-3996 (178 amino acids)
Biological process (GO): N-terminal peptidyl-methionine acetylation
Cellular component (GO): NatB complex
Molecular function (GO): protein-N-terminal amino-acid acetyltransferase activity
Source: RefSeq, a predicted model, not a curated record